CCAUUGAGGUUGUACGCGAUUGAUUGUACGUGGGGUCUGUGCCGGAGACGCUUCGCGCUGACGCUCACGUCGACGACACUGUCGAAGUUGCGGUAACUGAACGGAGAUUUUCGCGAGAUUACGGUUGGUGGAGUUUUCCUCUCGAUUUUGACGGGGGUUGGGGCUCCCGUGGGGUAGCUGCGAAUGCGAAACUUGGUGGCGAUUUUCAUUCAGCUCAGUCGCACGGCGAUCUGAGACUCAAACCGAUCGGUAUCAAGCGGGAACGCGACCAAGCCGGGAAGUCGGGAUACCUCCAAGGACUUUGAAUUCGUGACGAAAAUCUUAGCCAGCGUUUUUUGCAAUAAUUCCGAAUGUUUCGAUAGAGCUCGUUGCAGUUGGGACAGUCUUGGGAUUGGGGAAUUAUUUCCUUUUCCGUUAACGGACCGGCGUUGCUGCGACUCUGCGGGAAUUGAAAAAUCGUGUCCUUCACGCGAAAUCUCACUCAACCAUUUAGGAUAUGCGAGGGAUAUUCGGGGGACGUGAUCCUUAGCUGGAAGUCCAGGUGGCGGGUUCCUUCUACGCCGAAAUUGGAUCCGAAUUGCGCAACAGCCACACGUGGAGGGUGUUCUCCAGAGCGAACGCCGGUCGUUCACCUGCCAAUCAAACGUAUCUCUGUUUGGCCACUCGGCAAUUCGCACUUGUUAUGAGUUUGAUAAUUUCGUAAUCAGCCAAGAGACCUGUACUUUCGGCAGAGCGUUCACCUUUUUCUGUUUUGAGUGCUUUCAGGGGAGGCCUAGGACGUCGCACGUAGUAGGUUACGGCCCAAGUCCAGGAGCCCUGUUUGGCUGAAGGAAUACUUGCGGCAGAGUUGUUGGUUUGGCAGCCCAGUAAGGCUGCUUCCCAGGCGGAUAGUAAGGUCAGGAAAUUCCAAAAGGACAUUUUUCAAUUCAAAGUGGAUUGUCUGAGCAUUUUCCGGGUUUCAUGGAUUUUUUUUUCGUCUCGCAGCAUUUGGGGUGUAAGAGCUGGAUCUUGUCUGCUGAACUAGGAUUCAUUCUGCCAACUCUGUUUAGUGUCCUGGAUUUCCCGUUGCUUCGAUACUGACGGAGUUCGCAGUUUUCUUUUUGAGCCGCAGACCUGUUUGAUGUUGAGAAGUGGAAGCGUUUCUUCUAUGCAUUUGCAUAUUUCUGAAUAAGGACAAGUUCCCGAAGAGUCCUUGGUAGGCCAGCUGUUUCUUCUAGGUCUGUAGAAGCCCCGCGACUAAUUUGGAGGAUCCGAAGGGAGUCCAACUUCCCGUACUUGAAAAUUUUUCGAUAGAAUUUUUUCUUCUAUAUCUGAGGGUCCUGCUGGGACUGAUGAAAUGUAUUCGGUUUUUGAAUAGAUUGAGGAGUGGACCGCCAGCAUCAUAGCAGCUGACACUAGUGACAGGACUCAGCUCCACAAGGCCUUCCGUGGGGUGGACACCCCAGUCAUCCGCAAUUUUCGAACUUCUGCACAGCCGUACCUGGAGGAAGAUCAGAAAUCGAAAGUGGGUGGUGAAACCACGAUGUCGCGAAAACGUCGCCGCCGAUGGUAGUCCGACAAAUCUGGGACAUCCGCGGAAGAUAGAAAUCGCGACAAAUGUCGCUUUCGUUGCAAAUUUCCCAUUGAGUUUUCCUGAUCGGCGACUGGGACGAGGUUUUCCGCGAGCAGAACGUUGCAGUUGCCGGUCGGAUGCGUGCGACACACCGCACCGGUCCACGGCCAGUGCAGCAGCCAGUGUUGGGCGGCCGUUCGCCCGUCAAGUGCGUUUUGGGCCAAGCGUCGGAGCGAGCGUGUGUGGAAAAGGUUCUUCAGUGCGUGCUUGAUUGCGUGCGUAAGCGGACGAGAUCGUUGGACGGAAACUAAAAGAGGACGAAGUGACACGAUUUGCGAGCGACUGACAAAAAAGUGCCCCCACCACGCUACCACCCCAACCCCGAAAAUCAGACCGCGAGAAAACAGAAAAAUUACCCGAACGGCCGGUUGCCCCCUCGCGCGCAGAACGACUCAAAAAAUUUUCCUCUUUUCCGUCCGUUUUUCAACUCUCAUUUUUGCCACUCAAGCGAAUUGUUUUAUGUAACAGGAUCACGUUGAAAAAGUGCAAGAGAAAGUUAUGCAAAAAACGGUGUCGAGAAAUCCUGAGAAAAUCAGUUGAAAAUUGAAAAAAAAGUGAAAAAUAGUUGAAAAUCAAAAAAAUAUGAAUGAAAAGUGCACGGAAGAACUUCCGAGGCCAGCGGAGGAUGCUGCAAUCGAGAAAUUAUGUAAAGUGUCGUUCCCCCCCGCCAAUGUGUGUUGAUAUUGAGUGAGUGUUGCCAAAAAUUCCAAAGUAUACCUGCGGGACCAGCCGUGACAGGCAUUUUGUCCAGUCUCUCAAACAAACAAUAUGAAAUCAUGCAAUAGCCCCGAGAAAGCCAUAAAACCAAGAAAACCACCGGUCGCGGGCGCACGACCGCUUUUUGCUGCGCCUCCCAUCAGCGAAAUGAUCUUUUUCUUUCAACGGACCAGAUUUGGCUUUUUUCCACUGUAUCAAUCCCGAGGAAUUCUGCGAUAGCUUUCUGCUGUUCUAUUGCAAAAAACCGACCAUUUCUGAAUAUCGAAUACUUCAUAUGCGUUUUUUCUAAAGGAGAUAAUAUUCACACUCAUUGGAAAAGCUAUAACCUUCGAGAAGCUUUAUAUAGCAGACGAAUAAAGUUCUCAAGAAGUUAUGAUUAAAGAAGAGAAAUCAAACAUUUCGAAGAAAAUUGAUCUGAAAGAAACAACCUGAAUACACAUAAAAAAAGCAAACAGUGAAAGUAGAAAGCGCAGAAAGCAUUGAAAUUGAGAGGCGACUGAAAAUUAUAUGAUUCAAUACUUCACCAGUCACGUGCAGAUGCUAUAAACAUUGCCUUUUCGGAAACUAUGGCUCAUGGAAUUGUUCACUAUUUACUACAACCACGUGAUCACCGACCGAAACGAUACAGAAGGCAUCAUCAAAUGGUGACCUAAGAUGCUUUAGUUUCCGCACAAAAUCCAAACGUUAAAAUCCUGUAAAAAGUUUAACAUCACAUUAUUCAUUACUGCAAAGAUUCAUCCCAUCAUUUGAGGUCAAAGUUCCCUUAACGUGAUCACUUUCAUGAUCACAAUCUAAAUAUAUUUUUUUCUAAUUUGCAUAGAGUGCGAAGCGUUAUUUAUAAAUAUUGCGUAAAGGAAAGCAUAGUGAAAGUCAAGUUAGUAUCUAAUCUUGAAUUCAGGAAAUACAUUUUUUGAAGGUGGAGGGUUGUUCAUGCCGAGGAGCCGACUAAGGUGGAGGGCCCUAGCCGUGCUGGGCGCCCUCCUAUCGGUCAUGAUCGAUUGGCCGAUCGGUUUCGCCAUGCCAGCCGCCGGUGGCAGUCAACUACCCCUAAUGACUAAUGCCAAGCCGUAUGCAAGGUUCUCUUGCAUGAAUUGCAGUUCAUCUGGAACUUUCAAUCUAACGAAUAGUGAUCGUUUCGCUGCUAAUGAUCGUGGCAGCGCUAGUUUUAGCAAUAGUAAUAACAGCAGCGGCAACAGUGGUAGUGAUAGUGGAACGAGUACAAACAACAAUAGUAAACGAAGUUCAAAAUCCGAUCGGGCUAACGAAGCCAUGAUCAUGCCAUCUACAACCCUCUCGACAAUCGAAAAGGGUAUCAUAUCAAAUUCAAAUCGAUCGAUACCACCUGAGAGAUUGAUGCGUGUCUAUAAUAAGCGGAAGCGUAAAAAAUUAACCGUGGCACGCGUGACUGCUGAUCUACUCCGUAGUAUCCGAACGCACAACAAUCAUAGUCUUAGUAGUGAUGUGAAUAAUUUAAUAAAUCAUAAUUUUAAUAAUAUUAGUGAAAGUUUAAUCGUAAAUAAUAAUGAUAGUGAUGAGUCAAGCAAUAAUUAUAAUCCUAGUGUUGAUCCUACUACAACAAUGCAUGCCAUAUUGGGUGUUACCGAGGACUCGUUGAUAACAUCCACCGAAACGCCUGUAACGCUGCAGCAUUUGUCACGGACUGAUCGUAGUGUUCACCAACAGCACACCUACCGUCGCGUAAAGGUGAAUAAUGGCUUCAGUAAUAAUAGUAGUAGCAACGACACAAAUUUGGAUCGUAACGAACGUUCGGCAAAUUUAUCACAUAUUUCCGGACCGGCGAGAAAAAUCCAAUUGUUCAUCAAAAAUCGCUGGAUACAGAUGCUGCCCGAUGGUACAAUUAACGGAACGCAGGACGAUAGUAGUGAUUACACAAUUCUGCAACGUACCACGGUCAACGUCGGGCAAAUAAAAAUUCAAGGUGUCGCCACAUGCUUAUUUCUGUGCAUGGAUCAAUGUGGUGCUGUCUAUGGUUCGAAGGCGUUCACCGACGAUUGUGUCUUCAACGAAUCAAUGGAACAGCACCACUACAACACAUACUCAUCUACCUACAAUUCAAAUUCCCGCCGUACUCUCUACUUAGCAUUAAAUCGACAUGGUGUACCGCGAAAACUCCAAAUACCGCCCAGUAGACCGCUCGGCAAACUGGCCACCUACACGAAAGCCAUGACUUCAAUUGUUGAAGAGGAUCGUGUGGAAAAGCUAAUUGCCCGAACGUUUGGAGCGAAUCGGGUCAAGCAUGGUCUGCGCCAGCUCUGUGAUGCUGGCAAGCCACUAAUUGAACUGACUGCGAAGGUUCUCAGGACGCGACCAAAGUGCAAUUUACUCAAUAAUUCAAGUGGUCAGACCGCGGCGGCGACGGCAGUUGCUGGUGACAAGCUAACUAGGAUAGGCAGUAGUAGUAAUGUCAAUAGUAGUAAUAGCCAUAGUAGUAGUAAUAAUAAUAACGGUAAUGCACGGAAAAAGAAAAAGAAGCGACGAUGUCGACCGAAUGAGAAUGAACAAGAGCACAACUGCCAUCGCCCUGGGCCCCAGGCCUUGAGAAAGCGCGCUCAAAAUCGAAAAUGUCUGCCCACACAGACAGCCGAGGAGUGUGCACUGGCGCGAAAGAAAGGUGGCAAAAAGCACAACAAAGGUGCACACCAUAAAAAGCGGAAGAAUAAUGGUGCGGCGGGAAACAAUCGAAGAGCGAAGGCUCAAUCAUCGACAAAAAACACAUUGACAACAACAACAGCAUCAUCAACAACCCUUUCGACAACACCUCAGACUACAAGUAGCCGCGAGAUAGAAACAUCGACAACCACAACAACAACGACAGUAACAACAUCCCCGAGAGUAGCCAGGACCCAAAGUAUUCGUCAGCAACUGGGAGCUGCUUUCAGUCAAGAGGAGACAGUUAGCACCGAAGACAGCCAACAGCUCCAUAUGCAAUCAUCCACGGAAGUGCAUGAGGGUAGCGAACCAGUUGGUAAUGACGACGAGGAUUCCAGUUUAUCCGCGUUGGGCGGUCAAGCUCAAUUGGUGAAUGGCGACGAUUUCCUGUAUGAUGACGAUUUUGAUGUCUUCAAGUUGCGACUAUGGCGAAUAGUAAUUUUAUUCUGGAUAAGUGUUUGGUCCUUGCGUGUAUUAUCCUGAGCUUUUUAACUAUUGCAAAUCCGUCCUGCCAAGCAUGUAUCAUGUUAUGUCAAUUCCCACAGUAGUUGAAAGAAUGAUCCACCACCACAAUCACCACUCAGCACAUUCACACAUUCACUGGAUUGUAUGCAAAGAAAAGAAAGAGGAAAACCAAAAACAAAGAAAAUAUCUAAGAAAACAGAAUCAUUUCGAUUGAUUGACGAAUAACGAAAGAAAGGAAGAAAAUUCUUUGAUGAAAUCAAAAGAAACCGAAAACUGUUCAUCUUUCAGUUUCACGAAAUCUUUGAAUUUCAAACGACCUGCCAGAAUCCAAGUGUCAAAUGCUGGAACCAUCUGAACCUCACAUAUCCCCUGGAUAGGUAUAAACACCAUUUUUAUUUCCUAACUCUUUCUUUACGUUCUGGUUGGUUUUCCUAGUACUGUUCGGUUUUAUUUUGUAUGUGGAUUUGCCAAUCGCUGGAUGAAUAAAAAGAAUGAAUUGAAUUCCAUCUUACUUAGCAAGAAAUGCAUGAUGAACUGCUUGCUGCAUGACUUAGUUGCUGAUGACGACUAAGAUAAGACCAUAUUUUUUAGAAUAGAGUUUGCGGUUUUCUUUAGAGUAUAUGUUGGUGUUUUAGCGUAAGCGUUCGGUGAAAUUAUAAACACUUGUUUCAGGACAUCCCUAAAGACUUGGGUAGCUCUCGGACGAAUUUCGGAAACGGUAAAUGCAGUUAAAGAGACCAUCUCGACGGAAAGGACAAAAAGUCUUGAUUUUUAAAAACAGGGCUCCUCCUCCUGGCACUAAAACCACUUUGGAUGUUUUACAUAUUUCACAGAAUUAAAGGAAAGGUCCAUACUCAUGCUUUCAUGUGUUCCGAAAAAUCCAUAACUACAAAUUUUGCUUCACAUUGACGUAGAUUUGCUACUGCCUCCUUUACGAUAAAAUAUUGAUAUUAGGCUCACUCAAGGGAGCCAUUUUGGUGGUUUUAGGUUACAUUCAGAGGGGAAACUGCGUUAAAGAAAAUGGAAAACCCGCUUCCGAAAUUCGUUUGGAAAUUAAAUUCAGUCCCAGCACUAGGCGCAAUCCACCAUACUAACUUUGGGGGAAAGGAUACACUCUUCUCACACAAAUACACCAAAUUGGUGGUAGCAUCUUUCUCACACAUUUACUUCUAUAAAAGUCCUAUAAUAUGGUUAUAAUUUAUAAAGA
Hermetia illucens (black soldier fly) is the source of this 6671-nucleotide messenger RNA. It is a transcript of the gene bnl, whose product is annotated as GATA zinc finger domain-containing protein 11. Gene Ontology annotation, biological process: animal organ morphogenesis; regulation of cell migration; cell differentiation. Gene Ontology annotation, molecular function: growth factor activity; fibroblast growth factor receptor binding. Lineage: Eukaryota; Metazoa; Arthropoda; Insecta; Diptera; Stratiomyidae. The record is from RefSeq and is a predicted model, not a curated record. Bases 3260 to 5482 code for a protein of 740 amino acids. Gene Ontology annotation, cellular component: cytoplasm. The transcript has 7 exons.